AUGGGAUUCAAGGUUAAAGAAACAUCAUUGAAUACUAAUUCAGAGACAAAUCUUGAGGAAAAUAUCACAUCUGUCACUGAGUUUAACGUUAAUCAAAAUGAAAAACAUGAUCAACAGCUUCCAUCUGUUGUCCAACCCUCCAAAGAGGUUGACGUAUCAUUAAAAAGUUCCGAACCCAACGUAGAAAUCGUCGAGUCAACUGAGAGAGAGAAUUCAACAACAAAUCAAAAUGAUUCUACGAUCACUAAUAAAGAAGAACACAUUAAUGAUAAAUCUACUCAGGAUCAUAUAUAUGACUCUGAUAAACAUUCAAAAGUGAGUGAUUCCAUGACUGAUCAACUUCCAGUAAUGAUAGAUAAAUCAGAUGAUAUAAAUUCCGAUGCAUCAUCAUGUCAACUUCGCUCUGAAACAGAUACACUUCCGAAUAUUGACUCCUCAACCGAUUUAAACUCGAUUGCUUCAGCUGCUUCCAAUAUUAUUACACGUGGCCUAAGUAGUGGAAUAAGUUCACUUGUCAGUGUACUUGGUGAUGUGAUACAAACAAAUCCCUUAGAUGAUAAACUACUACAACAACGAGUUGAACGACAAUCUGAAGAGGAAAAAGAAAGGAAACUAAUAUCCGAUGCAUGGAACAGUGUAUGGAAUACAUCGUGGACUAAUGAUGAUGAUGAUGAUGAUGAUGAUGACGAUCAGAAUGAUCAGAAUGGUGGUUGGGAAGUGGACUUUAUAGAGGAAUCAACAGCUAUACCAGACAAACUACAGUCAAACAACAUGAAUUCUUCGCCGAUGCUGACAAAUCCUAACAAUCUUAAAUCAACUUACAAUUCAUGUGGUGAAAAGAUUUCGUCAAGCACAGAAAACUGUGAUGUAGAAUCAAAGACAAGUAGUAAUAAUUUUUCAUGGGAUUGGAAUAGUUUAUCUUCAAUUAGUCAAAAAUUGACUUCAUCAUUACAGGCAACCAGUUUAAAUUUAGUACAAGGCGGUGUUGAUGUACUAGAAUUGAUUGGACGUAAAACAAUGUCUGUAUUAGCUGAAAAUGAUCCUGGUUUCAAUUAUACAAAAAAAUUUCUACGUCCACCAAACACUAUCAAUAAUCGACCAAAUCUUUCUAAGGUAUUACGUGAAGCAUAUGAAUUGCAUACAUCAGUUGAAUCCAAUAAUCAUCAGUCGAUGAAACAAAAACGUGGUGAUUUCACUUACCAAUUGGAAUGUUCUCGUGCAUUGCUUCACUUAGAAUCAUUGGAAUUAGUUAGUGAACAAGCUAGUAAUCAAUUACAUGCUCGUUUAAACUCUUUACCGAUCGAUACUACUACUACUACUGAUAAUAAUGAUAAACUACUUGAAACAAUAUGGAAUAAUUUAAAUUUGGAUGAAAUUGAAAAUUAUGACAAUGAUAAUAGUAAUAAUAAUAACAAUGUUGGUGAUACUCCUACUACCACUUGUUCAAUGUACAAUUCAAUCAUGAACAAAUUCAAAACUCAACACCUGAAUGAUAAUAAUCUUGUGAAACAUAAUGAUCAGUCUAAUCAACAAUUACCGGAGAAUUUAAAACCUGAAACUGUUCAAUUAUGGUACAAAAUCAUUGAAAUAUUCGAUUGUUUGAAUGUAAUUUAUUCAAAUGAACGCUUUUUAAAAGCUACAACUGAUGUCUGGAAAACAUGUGACUUUGAUCAAUCAGAACCAUUAUCGAUUGAGGAAAUUUACUUUCAAUCAAUUUCUUCAUUGGCUCAAUUCACUUCAGCUUAUUUAGAAUAUUUACAUAAAUUCUCUGAAUGUAUCUUAGUUCGUCAACAUAAAACCAAUAUAGAUUUUAUAGAAUUAUCACAAAUUUUAGCUUACUUCUUUCAAUUAUCUGUUGAAGCUCAAGUUUGUCUUUGUCAAGAAUUUAUUAAAACUAUAAAAAGUUUACCUAAAGAAAAGUCAACAACUAUGCCAGAACAACACCAACAAGGGGAAGAAGAAGAACAGUCAACUUCUAUGGAUGAUUAUUCAACCAUGGUCACUACAACACAAUUAUCAAAAAGUCAAUAUAUUUCCAAUUUAUUACUAGAAUGUAGUCAUGCUCAGAAUUAUUUGAAAAAUGCAUCAAAUCUUUUAAUAUCUAUCAUACAAUUAGCUUGUUUAAAUUAUAAAUACCCAACUGUAUCAUGAUUGAUACUACACAAAACCAAUUGAACAAAGAAUAAACUGUUUCUUAUUUUUAAUCUCUCUCUCGCGUGCGCUUUUUACUGCAUGCCACACUGGAAUUGUUGAUAAAAAAACCAACCAGUCUUUCAUGAUAAAUAAACAAGGGAAUACGUGUGUGUGUGAGUUUGUGUUUAUAUGUAUUUUGAACAAAUUCACCACCCCCCCCCCCGCCACCUUUUUGAUCCCACUACUUCUUUGUAUUUGUGUUAAUUGCCUUAUAUUUCUUUCUAUCCUUGCAAUAUAAUUCAUAAUUUUUGAAAGAAAAUUUUACAAUUUUGAUAUCAGGAGAAAUGAUUUUAGUUCAAUAAUAAUAAACAGAUCAGUAAG
Messenger RNA from Schistosoma turkestanicum, 2514 nucleotides. Lineage: Eukaryota; Metazoa; Platyhelminthes; Trematoda; Strigeidida; Schistosomatidae. The record is from the annotation of a GenBank genome assembly.